AUCCUUGAAGCCUGUUCUAUAGCAGACAUGGAACUUCGGUGUUUCCCCAUCUGAUGUAGCGAACUCUCGUCACCCCCGGGAUCAAUAUCUGAACCCUUUAAAUUUGAGCCAUUGAACCAAGACCACCCUUUACGCCGCUCUAUAUUUUGUUCAGCCCGUCUCUGGUGCCUACACACCCUCUCGGCGUUUUCCCUAUGUGGCCCGGUGCUUGGGAGAGAGACUAUGAAUUUGACUCGGAAUCUGAUCAUACGGACUCCGAUUUAACGGACCUGGACACGGACUACCUGGAAGAUAGUAGUAGCCAGUGUAGCGAGCACAGCAGGCUGAACGAGGUGUUCAGUGAAGAUAGUGCAGGUGAAUAUGACGAAGCGACACGUGACGAACAACCCGCGAAAAAACGCGCCAAGGCAGACAAAGGAACCGAUGCGGCAGCAGCAGAAGGCUCUGGCAGAAGGAAAAAAACUCUUAGUGUCAUUGUCACUAUGCCAAUUGAUAUUCUUCUCGAGAUCUUUGGCCUCUUGGAACCAGUAGACCUCUUAUCUCUCUCACUCACCAACAAGGCUUACCGCGAGUUGCUUUUAUCUAACAAUGCAGUGUGGAAAGUAGCCCGCGUCAAUCACAGUGUUCCCGACUGCAUGCCUGGCAUGUCCGAGGUCAAAUGGGCUACCCUAUUGUUUCGUGGUUAUGAAUGUCAUGAGUGUGGCGCGAAGGGAUUCCAUCGAAUGUAUUUGGGUAUCAAGCGCAGACUAUGUCACGCAUGCGUCAAUCGGAACCUAGCCGCCAGUUUUCAAUCAUACAUUCAAGAGGCUCAAUCCUGCGAUCCGGAUAUCGUGGAUUUGGUCCCAUUCACUUAUUUUGGUGGACAGGCUUAUAAUCAUGCCAAGCUUUUUUGGUUAAAAGACGUACAAAAAAUGGUGAAGCAGUUGGAGGUAUACCAGAAGGAUGUGCACAUGUCCAAACCAGGUGCAGAGCAAGCACUAGAAGACUUCAAGCAAUCACGCAAGAAAUACGUUGAUUCUGUUGUCAACCAUGCAGCGAUCUGUGAUGAUUGGGCCGACAAGGACCGUGAACGUCAAUGGUCGCGUGCCCGCAAGCUUCGCGACCAAAAUCAAAAGUUGGUUCAAGCUAGACUAGUCGUUAUCGGCCACAGUGAUGAAGAUGUAGAACGCAUGUUCGACCAUCAUCACUAUGGCGUGCUAGAUGAGGAACUUACCGAUACACGCUGGAAGCGCUUGCUCCCAACAAUCGAGCGCAAGCUUUCUAAAUUGAAGGAAGAAUGGCGCCUUGAGGAGCAAAGGAACAGGAAGGAUCACCUGUUGAAUAUGUACGAGAGAUACGUGCGGCCGUUGCCACGGGCCAUCAUACCUCCUCAAGAAGACUUCUUGAAGCUCUGUGAUGUUGCAGAAUAUAUCAACAACCCGCCCACUGAGGACGGGGCUCGACCUUUCGCGGACAGAAUUACCGGGUUCUGUGCUGAAUAUAUGGACUCAAGGAAGCUAGCGUUGAGGCAGCUACUUGCCCUCUCCACUGAUGUAUUGAAAGAUACCACGACGCUGCAAAGCCGGGGAGUUGACGCCCCUGAUGAUAUGUUCAUGCAGCUGGCCACUUCUGUUUUCCAAUGCACUCACUUGCGCUCCCUCCCAUUGAUUACAUGGGACAAAGUGCAGUAUCACCAAUGCCCUCACAGCCAAGGCAUAACCCGAGGUUACGCAACAUUGGCAUCGACAUCACCUUGCACAUUUUCGAUUUCUCAGCCUGGGGUUGCCGCUGUACGUUCUUUGUUAGGCUUGGUUGGUCUCGAUGUCCAAACUACGACUGCCACUACAAUGGAUCACCUUCAAAGUCGCUUUUUCUGCUCCAACUGUCCACCCAUGCCACAGGAUGGAGGAUCCUACCGGAUGGCGAUGAACUGGCGCCAGAGUGUCUUCCAUUACGUCGAGCAACAAGAUCCAGCGCACGCAGAGCCUCGUUGGGAGUUCUUGAGUUCGGCACAACUUCAAGUUCUCCAAAGUUUGCGUACACCCGCAUAUCCCGGAGCUGCUGCGCAAGCGUGGCGCUGUAACAAGUGCAAGUUAUACCACGGGUCCCCGGAUAAUAAGGCUACUGUGAUUAAACAUGUGCAAAGUGGACAUCGAAUCACCGCUCCGACUGAAGGAAUUGAUUUUAGCUAUGACCAGGGAAUGUACGAGAAGCCGCCUCCAGCGACCAAGUUCUUCGUAAUCCCUCAGUCCGAGCAGCCCUCAAAGUCACGUCAUAAGAAGUCUAAAUCUUCUACCAAACCGGGAUAUCAUUGUCAACACUGCAAUGGCAAUGACUCAGAGCGAACUUUCGUUUUGGAGGGCGUCAAGGCGCAUAUCAAAGCUAAGCACAGCAUCGGUUCUCCAAAGGAAGGGACCGACUUUUGUAAAACCAAGUAAUUCCUUCUCGCACUUUAAAUCUUCGUAGCUUCCUCUUCAUCUUUCGUACUAUAUGACCUUUAGCUCUAGCGGCCACGUACGCCGUCUGCUAUCUCUAGCCCUAAUAUUUGCCUAAGUAUAUACCUCGGUUGAUCUACAGUACCCUCAAAAUGCAUGCAUCUGUGAUUGGACAUCCUAGGGCCUCGGAUAUGAUAUCUGACCACACUCGUCAUUUCCAUAGGUCUUGUGAUAUUAAGUCUUUAGAAUGUGUAACUCGGAGUUGUUCAAGAUUUUGUAGUUCUUUCC
This is a messenger RNA of Suillus clintonianus, 2702 nucleotides long. RefSeq lists its product as uncharacterized. Gene Ontology annotation, molecular function: protein binding. NCBI's taxonomy places the organism in Eukaryota, Fungi, Basidiomycota, Agaricomycetes, Boletales, Suillaceae. The record is from RefSeq and is a predicted model, not a curated record. The coding region runs from base 195 to 2417 and encodes 740 amino acids. The transcript has 12 exons.